UGGUCGUUCUGACUUUUUGGUCGUAGUUCGGGAAAAUCGUCAAUGGUCGUGGACCCAUUGUGCACAAUGGUUCUGACGAUGAUCUUGUGCCUCAGCAUGGACAGCGGAUGAGCAUUAAUCCUACUAUGGGCUUGGAUGGCACGAUGCCUGGGAUGAACGCUCCUGCGUGGGGAGCGUGGCAGCAGCCCAUGCCGACAGGUAUGGGACCUAUGAUUGCUCCUCAGCUCAGCCCCGACCAGAGCUUCUUCGUUGCUCACCAGCAUGCGAUGAUGAUCGCGAAGCAAGCGUACCAAAUGGCAGUGGCUCAACAUGCGAUGGCAUUAGCCGGAGAGGAGUGGGAACGAGGGUCCAAUGUCGGCGGCGGGUCUGUGUAUGGGGGCGGUGGAGGUAGUGUGUACAGUGGGAUGGGAGGAGGCGGGGGUGGAAUGAGCAUGCUGGGCGUCCCUGGGAUGAGCAUGCCUGGUAUGAUGCCGAAUCAGUGGUCCACAGGCUCCGUCAUGUUCCCUGGUCGGAUCAGCAGUACGCAGAGUGAGUUCGGAGGAGGGUCGAGGAGUGUGUAUGGGGAGUCGUUUGGCCCAUCAAUGUCCUCCCGUUCGAGCUACAUGUCGGCUGGGCAAGGCGUCCCAAACAGUGCUGCAAGUGCCUAUGGAGGAGGUCCCAGACAACGCGCCAAGACUGGUGCUUCUCAACCUUCGAAUCUGCAACUACAGACGCCUGGUAAGAAUCCCGGACGAAAAGCCGCUCCCCCAUCGAGCUGGAAGAACGCCCGAUAACAUGUCGUAUGAUGAUUUUAUGACGUUCAUCCAUUUUUUUGAUUUUCACUUGCAUAUAUAUUGAGACAUUCCACUUAGCCGCUCUUUGGUUCUCUGACUUUUCUUUUAAUUCCACGAUAGCGCUCGAAGUUUUUUUCUGUGUUGGUCGAAGACGCUAACGGAUAUGCUUGCAUACAGUAGAAAUGUUGGAUUUUGCAUUUCUUCGAUUCGAUUUCGACUUUCUCAUCAUCAUCAUUUGCAUUGACGUUGAACUAGCAUAUACCACGAUUAUGGCUCCUGUUGGGACAAUCAUACGCAUAGUCAAUCCCACCUGCUUGCAUUGUCAUC
Molecule: messenger RNA, 1100 nt
Organism: Suillus plorans
Lineage: Eukaryota; Fungi; Basidiomycota; Agaricomycetes; Boletales; Suillaceae
Exons: 1
Coding region: 108-773 (221 amino acids)
Source: RefSeq, a predicted model, not a curated record